Messenger RNA from Ilex paraguariensis (yerba mate), 242 nucleotides. The record is from the annotation of a GenBank genome assembly. Lineage: Eukaryota; Viridiplantae; Streptophyta; Magnoliopsida; Aquifoliales; Aquifoliaceae.
AUGAUCGAUGAUAAUUUCGUUGCGGGGGACGUGCCUGCUGAUAACAAUGCAGAGGCAAUGCCGACCAGGGUAAUGGAUGAUGUUGGCCAUUGUCAACGUGUAGCACAUGGCAGGGAGAAUGUGAAUGUCACCCUGUGGAUUGUCGGUGACCUUCACAUCUUCCCUGUCCCGUGCUACACUUUAAGAGUGGCCAACAUCAUUCAUUCCCCCAGUUGGCAUUGCCUCUACAUUGAUAUAAGUAG